This is a messenger RNA of Sphenostylis stenocarpa, 630 nucleotides long. NCBI's taxonomy places the organism in Eukaryota, Viridiplantae, Streptophyta, Magnoliopsida, Fabales, Fabaceae. The record is from the annotation of a GenBank genome assembly.
AUGAUUGAUUUAAAAUGCGUGAGGGAUAAAGCAAAGGAGCUUAAAUUUCCAACAACAUAUUCUACUACCACAAAAGUGACUGAAAAAUGGGGGAAAACAAGAGAAGCAGAGAUCUGGCACGAAAUAGCAAACGCUGCGCAGUGUAAUCGAAACACACCGUUUAGAGCUACAAGGGAAAGAAAUCAAAUUGGAGAGAAGGCAAAGGGAGAAUCUUUGGCUCAUCUUUUGGUGGUUUCAGGUAAAGAAAUCUCCUUCUUUGCAACUAAUGCCCCACUGUUUUUCUCUUGUUGCAGAUCUAAACCUCUUAUUAUGGAGGAAAUGAUAUGGCCUCGCUUAUACUGUUGUUGUAAUUGUAGGAACCAAGUCUCCCUCCAUGAUGAUAUAAUUUCUACAACCUUUCAGGGAAGAUAUGGUCGAGGUUUUCUGUUCUCCCAUGUAAUGAAUAUUGUGGUAGGGCCAAAAGAAGACAGACACCUCAUGACUGGCCUCCACACUGUUGCUGAUGUUCUUUGUGGAGACUGCCAUGAAGUGUUGGGUUGGAAAUACGAAAGAGCUUAUGUAGCAUCACAGAAGUACAAGGAAGGAAAAUUCAUACUUGAAAAAACAAAAAUUGUAAAGGAGAACUGGUAG